This is a messenger RNA of Symbiodinium sp. CCMP2592, 1443 nucleotides long. NCBI's taxonomy places the organism in Eukaryota, Dinophyceae, Suessiales, Symbiodiniaceae. The record is from the annotation of a GenBank genome assembly.
AUGAAGCUCGAUGUGACGAUGUUCCGGUACAUCACCAAGGAGGAGUUCAGAGUUCUCACGGCGGUUGAGAUGGGAAUGAGGAACCACGAGCACGUUCCAACUCCUUUGGUCGAGAGCAUCGCGAAGAUCAAUCGCAGCAGCUGCUACAAGAUUCUGCAGAAUCUCCUCCGCAACAAGCUGGUGGGCCACGACGGGCAGAGCUAUGAUGGGUGGCGGUUGACCUACCACGGCUACGACUUCCUGGCCUUGAGGGCGCUGGCGGCUCGCGGCACCCUCACUGCAGUCGGUCGAAGGCUGGGCGUCGGGAAGGAGUCUGAUGUUCACUACGCACAGGGACCCGACGGGGAGCUCGUCGCCCUGAAGCUUCACAGACUUGGUCGAAUCAGUUUCCGAGCCAUCAAGGAGAAGCGCGACUACUUGAGGCAUCGAGUCCAUGCAUCCUGGAUGUACAUGGCGAAGCUUGCCGCGGCCAAGGAGUUCGCCUACAUGAAGGCUCUAAAGGACGAGGGAUUUCCUGUUCCCACUCCUAUCGAUCAAAACCGCCACGCUGUGGUGAUGUCUUUCGUCGAUGCGAAGCCUUUGUUCCAGCUGCGGCAGCUUCAACAUCCAAACCAGGUGUUGGAACGCCUAAUGAGGCUCGUGGUCAGGUUGCUGAGAGCUGGCAUCGUUCACGGCGAUUUCAAUGAGUUCAACCUCAUGCUGGAUGAGGACGAGAAAGUCACGUUGAUUGACUUUCCCCAGAUUGUGAACAACAGCCACCCAAACGCAGAGGAGUUCUUUGACAGAGAUGUCAGAUCUAUCGUGGAGUUCUUCCGGAAGCGGCUCAACAUCGAGGUGCAAGAGUGGCCGACAUUCCAGGAGGCCUUGCAGGAUGACCGAGAAGAGGAAGUCUCUGGGGGCCUGAAGGUCACGGGCUUCAAGGCGGAGGAAGACGCUCUGCUGGUUGCCGCGCACGAGCAAGGCCGAGCUCAUCGCGAAGACGGAGCGGAGGACGAGGAGGACGAAGAGGACGAAGAGGAGGUGGAGGAGCAACCGGGCGAAGUCAAGGAGGCAAUGGCCUUCCAGCCCCCCGCUCGGCCAGCUGUUGAGGAAGGGCUUCAAGACCUCCUUGCUGCCGGAAGCAGAGAGGCUUUGGAAGAGGACUGCAAAAUGGACGAGGUGCUGGCGGCCAGCGAGGCUGCGCAGCAGGCAGAGCCGCAGGCUCCAGGUGAUGAGGCGAAAGGGGAAGAUGAGGAUAGUGAUGGCGAGGAUAGCGAGGAGGAGGCAGCGCCAGGGCAAGUUAGUGUCGACACAGGCGGGCGGCGGGUGCGCAAGCGCCAGACAGCCAAAGAGGCACGAGCUAACUUGCAGAAGCAGCAGAAGAAGAAGCCUGCCAAAGCUAACAACCAGAAGUGCAAGGAGCACCGUCGCGCCAAAGCUGAGAUCAAAGAGUGGCUAAGCUGA